AUAAAACACAGGCAGGCAAUCCUGGAAAGAACCCCGCCGCUCGCUGGUAGAUAUUCCGUAACUAUCGUCGCCGGCGCUUACCUCCGACCGACUGCCGCCCCGCUACUAGCUUUGCCUCCUGCCACGGCCGUGUUGAUAAUCGUCGCUGAUUAGCCAUUGCUUGGCCGCUAUUGCCACCGUUAGUCCACAGGAAACGAGGAAGAAAAAUUAAAGCCCGAGUGCAUAUUACUCUGUAACUAUCUCACCUUCCUCUCCCUGCCUCUCUCUGACUUACUGCCAUAUAUACGCAUACCUCUCUCUUGCAGUCUUGCUUAAUUCUCAGAGAUGAGCUAGGGCAAGAAUAGUGGAGUAGGAAAAUUGGCGAAUUUAUACCAUCAUUAGUGUUCCUUUGUGAAAGUCCAUGGGAUGACAUUAGCUUUUCCAGUCGCCAUGAAGUUUGCGGUGAAGACAUGGAGCAAUGGUAAGGCACGAGCUGGGCAACUUCAACUGGGAAGCUGUCCUUCCCCAAUGGAAACGCCUGCUCUUCUCCUUUCUACUCGUAAAGGGCUGCCUCUAUUUAUCUCGCCUGACCUCCUUCCUGAUUUGCCUUAUCCGGACUCUGCUCUUCUCCAUGUUAGCCCGCUGCACUUUGUGGAAACCAUGUCACCAAAUAUCAUAUCAAAGCUUGGAGGACUAAACCAAAUGCUUGGAUUGCAUAGGCAUGCUUUCGCAGCCUUUCCAAGGGAUUCUGUUCAGUGCCUUCCUGAGUUCGAUAGCAGCAAUAAACUAGGAGCAUCUUUUGACACACCAAGUGGCCGACGGCUUAUUAAACCUGUAGAUUAUAUGGAGCUGAUUUGUUCCCUGAAACCAAGUCUGUGGGCCACCUUGGCUGAUGAAGUACCCGGGUGGGUGUCUGACCAUAGGAACAAGGCUUCUGUUGAUAGAACUGUAAAAUGGCUCGAUGACUGCAUCUCGCAAAGCCCGGCGAGUGGAGCGGUUUUUGGAGCUAUUGUUGGAGGUUCUGAUAAAGAGCAAAGGAAAAGAUGUGCACUAGAAGUCUCCAAAAGAAAUAUAUCAGGUUACUGGAUUGGAGGAUUCGGUUUUGGAGAGAGCAUGGAUGAUCGCCCAGCUUUGCUUAAUGAAGUAACUGACCAUCUACCUGGAGAAAGGCCUCGUCUCAUCUCUGGUCUUGGGUUGCCAGAGGAGGUGUUGCAGGGUGUUGCUGCUGGAAUUGAUCUGUUUGACUCAUCGUAUAUCUACCAUCUCACGCUUGGCGGGUUUGCACUGACCUUCCCAUUGGACCUACUUAAUUUAGCUGAAGAAUUUCCUGAGAAAACUAUGGGGAUUGAUCAGAGCAAGAUUAAUUUGAAAGCAACUGUCUACAGGAAGGACACAGGCCCGAUUGUAGAAGGCUGCGUAUGCUACACUUGUCGGAAUCACACGAGAGCUUACAUCAAUCACCUUCUGAAUGUCCAUGAAAUGCUGGCUCAGAUUUUGCUUGAAAUACACAACACACAUCACUAUCUUGGAUUCUUCCAGGCCAUCAGAAGUGCAAUCAAGGAAGACAAGUUCGAGCGAUUUUGCGACAUGUUUCUCCAGAAGCGACGUGAUCAUCUUACUGCUGCUGUAGCCGUCGGUGCCUAAGGCAACUUUUCUGGUUCCCAACAGUUAUGUAGUUAAGGGGAGGAGUCCCUCCCUCAUACGAGCUAAAGGUUAUGUGUGUGUAUAUGAGUAUAUCGUAGUAGGAUUCCUUUUCGAAAGCUGGUUAUGCUGUUGUCAGUAGUAUUGUACUUUUUAUUUUAUGGAAAGGCCUUGUAGUCGUAUAGCCGUCUAACACAAGUUCCUUUGGAAUUCUACUUAGAAGCCCUUCGUAUCCAUUAAUUGUGUGGUAGUGUUAAUUAGAUUGGGGCAAUGUGAAGGUUAAAUUUAUGGAUCGCAUGAAUGCAAAUUAGAUAGAAAUUUAAAAGUUCAGGGAUAUUUACAAUUGAUGUAAAAUACAGGGAUCUUGAAAUACACUUGAUAGUGGGGUUCA
Messenger RNA from Linum tenue, 2011 nucleotides. NCBI's taxonomy places the organism in Eukaryota, Viridiplantae, Streptophyta, Magnoliopsida, Malpighiales, Linaceae. The record is from the annotation of a GenBank genome assembly.